Messenger RNA from Debaryomyces tyrocola, 421 nucleotides. The record is from the annotation of a GenBank genome assembly. Lineage: Eukaryota; Fungi; Ascomycota; Pichiomycetes; Serinales; Debaryomycetaceae.
AUGGACAGUGAUUUACAUUCUAGUAACGAUAUUUCUCUAACUGUACCAGAGGAAUUGGAACUUCAAGGAGUUGAUAAUUGGUACACGAAAGAGGGUGUGUAUGGUGCAAAUGCGUAUUACUGCAAGUCUAAGAAAGAAGGAGUUCCAACGGAAGUAAAGGUGGCCAAACGGUUCUUUGAACAGGUUAAAGACGGAUAUCACGAAAAGGAAUUUGGAGCUCCACCCAAGGUUAGGAAAAUAGAAAGAGAUAUUCAGAUGACUGAUCAAAGAGUAACACGCUUAUCAAAUUAUCUUGCACUAGACGAUGAAGAUAUGCCUCAGGCAGCUAUACCACCAGAUUUAGGGGAUGAGAGGCUUAAUAGCUUGGUAUCCUUCUUGACCUACAAAUUUAAUGGUAUGGAUGAAAGGUUUGAUGCUAUGA